Molecule: messenger RNA, 2725 nt
Organism: Sabethes cyaneus
Lineage: Eukaryota; Metazoa; Arthropoda; Insecta; Diptera; Culicidae
Gene: lt
Product: vacuolar protein sorting-associated protein 41 homolog
Exons: 10
Coding region: 77-2587 (836 amino acids)
Biological process (GO): protein targeting to vacuole; macroautophagy; endosomal vesicle fusion
Cellular component (GO): HOPS complex; late endosome
Molecular function (GO): protein binding
Source: RefSeq, a predicted model, not a curated record
AGUUUUAAUUUUGUAAUUUGCUCAAGUGUUUCGAUUUGCGGAUUAAAACACGAUUGUAAAUUAAAACUUUAUCGUUAUGAUGGAUGCAAACGACCCGGAGUCGACGGACUCGUGCAGUUUGACCGAGGAGGAAGUGGAGCCCAAGUUAAAAUAUGUAAGGCUUUCGAACGAUUUAAAAAAUAUUCUCAGUGAAGAAGCUGUUAGUUGUAUAGCCGUUCAUUCAAGGUUUCUUUGUCUGGGAACUCAUUGGGGACGGAUACAUAUGCUAGAUCAUCAGGGAAACCGAGUAGAGACCUUAAUCAAUUUAAAACAGAACCCGCAUAUUUUAUCGGUUAACAAAAUUUCGGUGGAUAGCAAAGGCGAGCACAUUGCGACAUGCUCCGACGAUGGCAUGAUAAUUAUCAGCGGAUUAUACAGUGAUGAAAAUAAUCAAAAAUUAAACGUCGGCAAAGGUAUAAAAGCCGUUGAACUGGAUCCGAUGCACCACAAGUCUGGUUCUGGGAGGAAAUUUUUGAUCGGUGAUACUAAGCUAGUGUUGUAUGAAAAAACCUUUUUGAAGGGGCUCAAAUCGACUGUUUUGAGUGAAUCGGAAGGUGUAGUUAGUGCAAUUCGUUGGAAUGGGCAGUUUAUAGCGUGGGCCAGCGCUCUCGGAGUUCACGUGUACGAUUUGAACGAACGAUGCUCUCUGGGGCUUAUCAAAUGGGAAGAUCCUAAAGAGGCAAAACUAACGGAUUUUCGCUGCAACCUUAAUUGGUCAAACUCGACAACUUUGCUCAUCGGUUGGGUAGAUACAAUUAGAAUUUGUGUUAUAAGAAAACGGAAUCCAGUUGAAGUUUCGACCCGGAAUUUACCAGAAUACAUUGUUGAUCCAAUGUCAACGUUUCAAACUGAUUACUAUGUGUGUGGUAUUGCACCAUUAGAAACCCAUCAACUAGUGGUACUCGGUUAUGCUAAGGAGCGUGACAUGGAUACGAAUAAAGCGCGUCGUCCAAUUCUUUGUGUGUUGCAGUACAAGACAAGUGAUUAUGUUGAAAUUUGUACUGACAGUUUGACGAUGAGAGGCUAUCAAGAAUACAAGAGUGACGAUUAUCAUCUUGAAUGUUUGAUAGAGGAGAAUCAAUAUUUCAUAGUGUCGCCAAAGGACGUAGUAGUAGCCAGUCUCUAUGAAACAGAUGAUCGCGUACAGUGGCUCAUUGAGCACGGAAAAUUCGAGCAAGCAAUGGAAGUGAUACUGAAAAGUGGCGGCAAGUAUUCGUUGAUAACGGUAGCUCGUCUCUACUUGGACCACUUACUAAAUCUGCAGCAGUAUGACGAAGCGGCCAAGCUGUGUCAACGUGCCUUCAAAAACGACAAACAACUGUGGGAAGAAGAGGUCUAUAAGUUUGUCAAAGUAAAACAACUCCGCUCCGUUAGUGAGUAUAUUCCCCGUUCGGCCAAUUGCAAGUUAAAUCCACACGUGUACGAAAUGGUUCUGUACGAAUACCUUCAGCUCGACCCCGAGGGGUUUCUUAGGUUGGUAAAAGAAUGGCAGCCAGGACUUUAUAAUACCAAAGCUGUCAUAAAUGCUAUCAAUGACCAUUUCAAUAAAAAAGAUGCUAACAUUCUACUAGAAGCACUAGCGAUAUUAUAUUCUCACGAUAAAGAAUAUGAUAAAGCUCUCACCAUGUAUCUAAAGUUGCAGCACAAAGAUGUUUUCGAGUUAAUCAAAAGUCAUAAUCUUUACUCGGUGAUAAAAGAUACGAUAGUCCAAUUGAUCGAGUUAGAUAGUGAUAAAGCCAUUGCAAUGCUACUAGAAAAGGAUAAAAUUCCUGUUGAUGACGUAGUCAAAGAGUUAGAAAAUCGCGAAGAUUUUUUGUACCGAUAUUUGGACGCUUAUGAUAAAGUGGAUAACUCCGGAAAAUUUCAUUGGAAGCUGGUUCGGCUGUACGCAACAUAUGAACCUAGUAAGCUUUUGUCAUUCCUUAAACGAUCAAACAAUUAUCCUAUUCAAGAAGCGUUCGAUAUUUGCAAACAACUAUUAUUCUACCCGGAAAUGGUUUAUUUACUGGGUCGAAUGGGUAACACACGCGAGGCAUUGUCCAUUAUUAUCCAUAAAUUAACCGACAUCCAAAUGGCGAUCGACUUUUGCAAAGAGCACGAUGAUAUGGACUUGUGGAACGAUUUGAUCAAUGAGUCUGUGGAUAAACCUUACAUAAUGACUAAGCUGCUAGAUGGCAUUGCAGGAUUUAUCAAUCCAGAACUGUUGGUGAACAAAAUUAAGAAAGGUCAAGACAUCCCUGGCCUGAAGAAUUCCCUGAUAAAAAUGCUGUGUGGAUUUAGCCUUCAGGUUUCCAUCCAGGAUGGCUGCAAUCAGAUCCUAGUUUCCGAUUAUUUCGAUAUACAUGAGCGUCUGUCGAAGGUUCAGCAAAGGGCACUGGCUGUCACAGGUGAAAAGACCUGCGGUCUUUGCAGGAGAGACAUUAUUGUGAAAGAUCAUCUAAGGACGGACGUAGUGGUGUUCAACUGUCGGCAUCUAUUCCACGAAAACUGUUUGCCUGAUAAAUAUAGUGUAGAAUUUUGUACAGUGUGUAAAUCGAGGAAAACUUGAAAAGAUUUGCUAAGUUGUAUAUACUCAGUCAAAUUGUACAAUGUGAGUCCAUAAGCAAAUAAUAUUUAGGUAUCAAAUAGAAUUUAGCUUUUCGCUGUUUUGUAUUUUUUAUGUAAGUUUAUUUAUUUUAUAUACAAC